Eremothecium cymbalariae DBVPG#7215 is the source of this 396-nucleotide messenger RNA. It is a transcript of the gene ATG16, whose product is annotated as Atg16p. The record is from RefSeq and is a predicted model, not a curated record. Lineage: Eukaryota; Fungi; Ascomycota; Saccharomycetes; Saccharomycetales; Saccharomycetaceae. Bases 1 to 396 code for a protein of 131 amino acids. The transcript has a single exon.
AUGGAAACGAAAGAGGAAAUAGCGUUACAACAGUUAUAUUUGGUACGAUUGAGGGAGCGUGAUCGUAUCAAUCAAAAUUACUCUCAGCUUUUUCCAAUUGCGAUAUUAAUAGAUAACGAUGACUAUCCAACCCCGAAUGCCCAGGAUACAUCCAUAAGAAACUUGAGGAUGGAAUUACGCAGCAAAGAACAAGAGAACCAAAAACUAAAAGAUAUUAUUCAAUUAAGAAAUAAAGAUUAUGGGAAAUUAAACGAUGAAAUUAUUGGUUUGAACCUGGAGAACAGUCUGCUUCAAGAGAAAUUGGCUUCACUUCAGAAUGAGUAUGAUAUUCUAAUCGAACGAUGGUUAGCAAAAGCUCAGCUAGAAGCAGAUGCUAUGAACAACGUUCUAAAAUAA